UGCUUCGCUCAUUCACUUUCUCCCCGCCAGCUUCGCAAAUGGCUCGCAGCGGCGCAAUGACAGAAGCGACGCUGGGUUCCCUGAUGUGCCUCAUGUCGCUGCUCCUUUCUGCGCACGGGGUCCCGCGGUCCUCCGGCCGUGAGUCAGCUGUCAAGGUGCGCCUUGCGGGCUUCGCUCCCUCACAGAGGGAGGGUCGUCUUGAAGUCCUCCACAAUAACACCUGGGGUACUGUCUGCGACGACGAAAUUGACAUUAAUCUAGCCAACGUUGUCUGUCGAGAGCUGGGCUUCCAGAGCGGCAUCACCUGGGCUCACAGCGCCAAGUACGGAGAAGGAGAAGGUCCAAUCUGGAUGGACAACGUGCGCUGUUCUGGCACCGAGACGUCACUGACGAAAUGCCGCUCCAAUGGCUGGGGCAUUCACGACUGCACGCAUGCGGAGGAUCUGGGCGUAGUGUGUUCUGAAGAGCGGAGGGCGGAGGGGCCGCGCCCGGGCGACUUGACCAUACAGCGGGGCCACCAGGUCUCCCAGCGGGGCAACGUAAGCGUGGCGCGCUACUGGAACAACGACAUGCUGGGCCAGAGGCACCAGGACCCGGGCCACCUGGGCAACAGUGUGGCAGACAGCCAGGACCGGCACUACAGACCUGCACCCUACAGCAGCCCUCUGGGCCCGGCCUUCGACAGGGUGCGAAUCGAAGAAGUCCGUCUGCGGCCCAUCCUGACCUCCACCAAGAACCGGGCGCUGGUGACCGAAGGCGUGCUGGAGGUGAAGCAUGCUAGGAGGUGGAGGCAGGUGUGCGACUUGGGCUGGAACCUUAACAGCAGCAGAGUGGUGUGUGGCAUGCUGGGAUUCCCCGUGGCCACACAACACAACACCAAGGUGUACAAAAAAAUAUGGGAUUUAAAGAUUGCCGACUCAUCCUCCAGGCUGGGCAUCUUGGCCAGAAAGAAGGGCUUCUGGGUGGAGAAGGUACACUGCCUGGGCACUGAGAGCAGCCUGUCCCAGUGCCGCGCCCAGCUGUCCAUCCCACGCAGCCCCGCCCCUUGCCCCGGGGGCCGCCACGCCAUUGUGCAGUGUGUCCCUGGGCCCCAGUUUGUGCGUAUUUCAUCCGGCCGGCCUCAGGCUCCACACCCCAAGGAGCCAAUCGUGCGACUGAAGGCGGGGCCCCGCCUGGGUGAAGGUCGAGUGGAGGUGCUGAAGGAGGGGAAAUGGGGGACAGUGUGUGACCACCUGUGGGACCUGACGGCAGCCAGCGUGGUGUGCAGGGAGCUGGGCUUCGGGACGGCCCGUGAGGCCCUCCGGGGGGCGCGCAUGGGCCAAGGCACUGGACCCAUCCACAUGAACUCAGUGCAGUGCUCUGGCGCUGAGGGCUCCAUUAGACUCUGCCAUUUCCAGGAGGUGCCCCCCCGGACCUGCAAGCACAGCCAGGACGCUUCCGUCCGCUGCAACGUGCCAAAGACUGGGCUGGAAAAAACGGUGAGGCUGGCAGGAGGCCGGGUGGAAGGUGAGGGCCGCGUGGAGGUGCUGAUGUCCGCGGGCGGCCGCAAGCGCUGGGGGGCUGUGUGCAGCGAGAACUGGGGCAUCAAUGAGGCCAUGGUGGUGUGCCGGCAGCUGGGAUACGGGUUUGCCUCCCAGGCCCACGAGGAGACCUGGUACUGGCCCGGCGAUCCUGGUGCCAGCGAGGUGCUGCUGAGCGGGACCCACUGUGUGGGAACGGAGCUGUCCAUCCAGCACUGCCGGCGGAACCCGCAUGUGCACUGCCCUCGGGGGGGCGGGGUCAAGGCCGCCGGUGUCAGCUGCACCGAGACUGCACCGGACCUGGUACUGGACACCCAGUUGGUCCAGGAGACGGCCUAUCUGGAGGAUCGGCCUCUGCACCUGCUCACCUGCGCCAACGAGGAGAACUGUCUGUCGUCGUCAGCGAGCCGCAUGCGCUGGCCCUAUGGCCACCGCCGCCUGCUGCGCUUCUCCUCCCGCAUCCUCAACCUGGGCCUAGCUGAUUUCCGCCCGCGGGCCUCCCGCGAGUCCUGGGUGUGGCACCAAUGCCACAGGCACUACCACAGCAUCGAGGUGUUCACCCACUACGACCUGCUGACUCUGAAUGGGACCAGAGUGGCAGAGGGUCACAAGGCCAGCUUCUGCCUGGAGGACACUUUCUGUCCCGACGGAUUGCAGAAACGCUACGCAUGCUACGGUAUGGGGGAACAGGGCAUCUCUGUGGGCUGUUGGGAUACCUACCGGCACGACAUUGACUGCCAGUGGGUCGACAUCACCGACGUCAGGCCCGGGGACUACAUCUUCCAGGUGGAAGUGAACCCCUCCCUGGACAUGGCCGAGUCGGACUUCAUGAACAACGUGAUACGCUGCCGCUGCAGAUACAGCGGGAACAAAGUGUACAUGUACGGCUGCCAUGCAGGUGAUGCGUACAGUGCAGAGAUCGAGGACCUGUUUGAGCACCAGCAGCAGAUCUCCAACAACCUAAUCUAAGCUGAUAGAGCGGCGGUGCCGAGGCCAGGAGGGGACGGGGG
This is a messenger RNA of Paramormyrops kingsleyae, 2530 nucleotides long. RefSeq names its product lysyl oxidase-like 4 (gene loxl4). The record is from RefSeq and is a predicted model, not a curated record. Gene Ontology annotation, biological process: collagen fibril organization; peptidyl-lysine oxidation. NCBI's taxonomy places the organism in Eukaryota, Metazoa, Chordata, Actinopteri, Osteoglossiformes, Mormyridae. Gene Ontology annotation, cellular component: membrane. Gene Ontology annotation, molecular function: copper ion binding; protein-lysine 6-oxidase activity.